Rattus norvegicus (Norway rat) is the source of this 9552-nucleotide messenger RNA. The record is from RefSeq and is a predicted model, not a curated record. Lineage: Eukaryota; Metazoa; Chordata; Mammalia; Rodentia; Muridae.
UCCCAACACCUGGAACUCUGUUAGCAGAGCCUGAGCCAUCCCUCUGGGUAUCUGUGCACGAGGAGGGGCUUCAGGCACUGUGGCCUCAGCAGCAGUCUGGUCUGGAUUCGAGCUCCUGAGUCACUUCUGGCAGAGGUGAUGUAAUUCAACCCUGACCUGCUCCUACCCCUAGAAACAGGCCCUGGGGAAGGCACAUCCAUUAUCCUUGAAAGGACUUGAAAGGCAUAGGACAGACCAAGUUCACAUUCUCAGCACAAAGGAAAUUCAUUUGUCCCAAGGGACAAAGGGCAGGGACUAAGAGACAGAGACAGGAGACAGAGGAGAAGGAGAAGAAGAAGGGACCAGAGAAAAAGAGGAAGGAUAUUUGCCCUGAGGGACAAAGGCCUGCUCCUGGAUAUAGGGUCUACAGGCAAUGAGCACCCGGACAAUUUGUGCCUCAGACAAACGGGAAGCAUUUCAUGCACUUACGAUUUGGAAAGGGUGACCAUACAACAUACCCUCAAAACUGAUCACACCAACAUCAUCACUGUCCUUAGACUGGAGGCAGAUGGAGACGUGGACUCUAAAGCCCAGGUUCAGCAUCGCGGGAGGCAGAAAACCCAGACUUCCCUCCGGGAACUGUGAUGGAUUCAAGUCCAAGGAAGUCCUCCAGCUAAGUCUGUUGUAACUUGGAUGUCUGGUCUGGAGCCCCAAUCUAAAAUCGAUGCUUUAUUAAAAUUUUUAUUAUCCUCUUCUCUCUCUAACUCUCUCUUCUGUCUCUUUCUUAGUUAGGACCUCUUAGGACUCCUGCAUGCUGUAAAAUAUUCUACCACUGAGCCACGCCCCCAGACCCUCACUGGGGGAUUCUAGGCAAGCAUUCUACUGCUGAGCCACAUCCAAACCUCAUUUUAAAUUUUGUGACAGUCUCACCAAGUUAUUCUGGAUAGCUUUGAAUGAACUUUGUUGCUCAAGUUGUCCUUGAAUUUGGGAAUCUCCUGCCUCAGCACCUGCACCAGGCCCAGUUUUAAUUUUUUUUUCUUAGCUUUCUACUUUUAAGUAAUUAUAGACACAGGAAGUUGCAAAGAUAGAACAUAAAGAUGUGUGUGCUAGUCACCCAAUGUACGUAAUUACAGUAAGAUAUCCUCAGCAGGGACCACACAGUAGGAAAGUGUGUGUACCGCUCCAGUGUCUUAUCUUGCAACUUUAGAUGGCUAUGACAGUCACACACAGUCAAGAUAGAGUCCCUCUGUGACCACUAAGACCCUGCCCUCUUGUGAUAAACCCUGAUAGUUCAGCCCUCCUUCUCCCUGUCCUGAUGCCCUGACAAUGGCCCUCUCACCCUGUCCUGACACCCUGACAAUGGGUCAUCUCAUCCUGUCCUGAUGUCCUGGCAACGGGUCAUCUCACCCUGUCCUGACAGUACUUGAGAGGCUGUGGGGAGAGGACUGUGAGUUCCAGGACAACAUGAUUGUACAUAGCAUGUUUCUCAAAACAAACAAAAAACCCCAAAAGAACAACAACAGCAAAACCCAAACAACCAAGCAAAUACAAUAUUCUGUCAUAUCACUCCCUAACAGUAACUAUUUUCCCAGCAUUUACAGCAUAGUAUACGCAGCCAGAGAGGAGUUAAAGCAGACAGGAGCUCAGUGGUCCAGCACCUGCCAAGCACAUGCAAGUCGCUGGGGUUGACUCCUAGCACCACAAUAAAAUAGAACAAAGUAACGAAUGAGAAUAAACACACCUGAGGCUGUGCAUAAGUUCCAGGCGGUGUUUAUAUAAUUGGCUUGAGCUGGCUCAGUUGUCACAGGCAUAGCGCCAGCUGGUCUCCACGCAGCUCACUUUGUUUAACCACCCACCCAUUGAAGGACAUGUUCCUUUCCCCCAGUGUUUGGCUGUCACAAAGAGAGUAGCAGUGAGUAAUUUGUUGCACAGGUUUUUGUACACAGGCAAAUUGCUUAAUUUAUUGAGGACAAAAGGCCUAGGAUAUAAUGGCUAUGUCAAGGACAGGUACAGUUUGCCCAGUCUUUGAAGAAACUGGCAAACCAUUAGCUGGGGUGGCUGUGUCAGUUUACAAUUAUAUCUGCAGGGUAUGAAUGAUCAGGCUCCUGCCCCUCAACAGCAGCUGACACUGCUAUCAUCGUCACCAUCGCCACCAUCAUCAUCUGACAUCAUCAUCAUCACAAUCACUGUCACCAUCAUCAUCACCAUCACCACCAUCAUCACCAUCACCAACCAUCGCCAUCACCACCAUCAUCUUCUGACAUCAUCAUUGCAGUCACUGUCACCAUCACCCUCAUCAUCAUCACCACCAUUAUUGCCUGACAUUAUCAGCAUCACAGUCACUGUCACCAUCACCAUCAUCACCAUCAUCGUAGACAGCAGUGGGGGCCUUGUGAUCAUAGUCAUCAUCAUCACCAUCCAGAGCUUCAUGUUUGUCUGUAACCCCAGCCUUUGGAAGGUAGAGUCAGGAGGACCAAGAGUUCAAGGUCAUCUUUCCCUAUAUAGCAAAUUUAAAGCCAACCUUGGAUAAAAGAAACUAUGUUUCUUCUUCUUCCUCCUCCUCCUCUUCCUCUAUGAUGAUGAUGAUGAUGAUGAUGAUGAUGAUGAUGUAGUUGGUUUAGAACUCAAGAUCUUUGACCCUCUUGCCACUGUCUGCCAAAUGCUGGGAUUGCAAAUUGUACCUCUAAGGCCAGUCCAACAGCUCAGUGUGUUUUUAUUUAAGUUCUUCUGAGACCUUGUUAUGGUCCUUGUUAGGAUUUGCCCGAUGCCUAACGGUGCUGACUGUCCUUCCAGGUGCUUAAAUGCCAUUGUGCAUCCAUCCUCCUCAGUGAGAAAUUCCACACCAUUACCCAUUUUCUGACUGGGUUGACUUAAUGACUGACUCACCAACCGUACAUCAAGCCAUUGACAAAGGACACUUCGGUGGUGAUUUAGAUUUGUUUAUGUAUCUAUUUCCUGUGUGGCUGUCUUGUCUGCAUAUACAUCUGUGUGCCUCAUACACAUCCGCUGCCCUCGGAAGUCAGAAGAGGGCGUUAGAACUGCGAGGACUAGAGUUGUGAGAGACCACGCAGGUGCUGGGACUAGAACCUUCCUCUGCAAGAGAGGCCAGUGUUCUUAACUGUUACCCUUCUCUCCAGCUCCAGUUCAGUGGUUUAAAGUAUAUAAAUGGAGUUGUGAAACUAUCACCACCUCCAGGUUUAGAACACUUGCUCCCCCCACCAACCCAAUCUCAUGAGCACUUGCUGCUCAUUUCCUGUCAGCACCUCUGUGCUGCUCACCCAGCUAACCACUGAAUCUGCAUUCUGUUUCAACACCCUUUCUCGGGACUUUUCACACCAGUGCCAUUGAAUCUGUGGCAUCAGGUGGUUGGUGUCCUCCCAAUAACACGUUCCAAGUUCCUCCAUAUUGUUUUUACUCUUGCCGUAAUUGUCAAGGAAUAGUCCACGGUCUGCAUUCAUGGCAUUUUGUUCCUUCCGACGCACUCGAUGGACACCUGGGUUACUCCUUUCUGUCCUUUAUUAAUAAUGCUUCCCCGAGCAUGUGCUGAGGUUUCUGGGUGAGCAUAUUUUCACUUCUCAAACAGAUCUAGCUGACUCGGGGUAGAGCUGCAGAUGGAUUUAAUGCUUAAUCUUUGAGCAACUGUUUGGAAGGAAUUUUUUUUUCACAUCUACUCUGGCAGUGUAUAAAACAUCCCAUUUUGGCACAGGCACCCAAGCUUUUCGUAUGAUUAUUCCUUUUCGUUUUGGUGGUUGUAAUAGGUGUGCCAUGGUUAUGUCUCAUUUGGAUUUCCCUAAAGGCUAAAUGAUGUCAAAGGCCAUUCUUUCCUCUCUCUCUCCCCGGUCUCACCUAGCCCAUGCUGACCUUGAACUGACUAGAGAAUGUAAACUCUGUCCCCACCUUCUGCUUGCUGAGAUUUCAGCACACCUACUUUACGCAAUGUGGGGAAUGAACCUAGCACUGCCUGACCGCUAGGCAGCCGCUCUACCAACUGAACCACAUCCCUGCCUUGACAUAUUUUUAUGUGGUUAUUUUCUAUCUGUAAAUCCUCUCUGGUAAAAUACCCCUUCAUGUUACUGUGUAGCUCUGGGUGGACUGGAACUGGCUAUGCAGACCAGGCUAGUCUCAAACUCCCAGAGAUCCUGCCUCUGCUUUUCAGCAUUAAAGGUGCAUGCUAUCAGUUUUAAAUUGAGUGCUUCUUUCUGUCUGGUUCUGUUAGCAGAAGUAGGGACGGAAUGCAGGACUUGUGGGUGACACACAGAUGCCCUACAUUAACCCAGGCCCUCAUUCCUGAAUGAAACUUCCUCUUCCUCCUUCCUCUUCUUCUUCCUCCUCCUCCUUUCUCUUCUUCUCCUCCUCCUCCUCCUCCUCUUCUUCUCUCAUUAUAUCCCUACUUCAUUUUCUCCUCACUCCACUCAUUUCACUCCCCCACCCAACCCCUGCCCAACUCCCCCACCCCAACCCCAAUCCCUUCUAAAAAGAGCAGGACUUUCAGGGAUAUCAAACAAGUUGCAAUAAGACUGGGCACAAAUUCUCAUUUUUCAAGACAGGGUUUCUCUGUGUAGCCCUGGCUGUCCUGGAACUUACUUUGUAGACCAUGUUGGCCUUGAACUCAGAGAUCUGCCUGCCUCUGCCUCCCAGUGCUGAAACUAAAGGUGUGAACCACCACCAUGCCCGGCUCGACUUUCUCUCUCUCAUUUUUGAGACAGACCAGUCUCGAACUUGCGAUCUUCCUGCUUGAGCCCUGGAGGAUUGGGGUUACAGGCCAGCACCACCAUGCGUGAUCAAUCUGCGAACUUGUGGAAAGCCUGUCACCUUCAGCUUCCCAACUGCUGGAAGACCUGGACAAGUCAGCUUGGAAAUUCAUCAGACGUGGAAGACACACAAGCCAAGACCUGACUGCAGAGAGUCAAUUUGAUUCCAGGCUUUAGUUCUCCACUGUGGCCUCUCUUCCCCACCUUUUUACUAGUCUCAGGGGCAGAAGAGGAAGGGGGCGUGGCCAAGCUCGUGAGAGUUUUCUUACUUUGACUCUCUCAGAUCGUGCUGGGGAUCCUGAAGCUCGAACACAGGGGGAAACAGCGUUCCCUUUCCGGGCUUUCUGGGUCCUCUGAGGUAGAAGCUGUUGAGUGCCAGGGAGGAAAUGAUGGAACCAGGACGCUAACCUCGAGGCUCUCAGAAGCCAAGCUGACCUUGGACUUGCAAUUGUGUUGCAUCAGCCUCUGGAGCACCUGGAAUUCCAAGCCGAACUGCCAGGCCUCGAUCAGAUCUCACCCAGACAAGCCAUCAUGUGUGUCCCCUGCCCGUGGCUCCUCCUGAUCCUUGGACAUGUGGCUUCCUUCCGCUCAGCAACUGGAUGGUCUGUUGAACAUCCCCAAACCCUCUUUGCCUGGGAGGGAGCCUGCAUCCAGAUUCCUUGCAAGUACAAAGUACCAAAGCCUAGGUCGCGUUUGGACAGCAUCCUCCUUUUUCAGAACUAUACGUUUGACAACACCACCAGGGAUUUCACAGGAAAGGUCCUCUAUAACAACACGAAGGCGAGCAUAGAGACUGAGCUGUACUUUUCUCAGCAAGACAGAGUAACAUUUCUGGGAAACAGAUCGAACAAUUGUACCCUGAAAAUCGACCCGAUACAUGCCAAUGACAGUGGGAAGCUGGGCUUGAGGUUGAUCUCAGGGACUGACAAAUGGAUGGAGCACAUUCACCUCAACGUCUCUGAGAGACCGUUCCAACCUUACAUCCAGCUGCCAUCGGAAAUCCGGGAAUCCCAAAGGGUUUCUCUGACCUGUGGACUGAAUUUCACCUGCUUUGGGUAUGACAUCAGCCUUCGGUGGUCUCUGGACGGGUCCGAGGUCAGCCCUGUCACCUCUUCCAUCACCUCCUCCGUUGAGAACGUCUAUACAGAGAGCAAGCUCACCUUCCAGCCAAAGUGGACAGACCACGGAAAGAGCAUGAUGUGCCAAGUCUGGCACUUCUCCCAAGUGCUCUCUGAGAGGACAGUGCGUCUGGAUGUUAAGUACACCCCAAAACUGCAGAUCACGGUCAAUCCCACAGAGGUCAAGGAGGGCAACUCUGUGACCAUGACAUGUCAGGUUAACAGCAGCAACCCGAGUCUCAGUACCAAGAAGGUAUCCUGGUUCAAGGAUGGGAGCUUCCUGAAGGAACAACAGGAACAGGAGGAGCUAACUCUGCAUUCAGUGACCAAGGACAUGAGAGGGAAAUACCAGUGCCGGGCUUCCAACAACAUAGGCCAAGGACAGUCCAAAGAAGUGGCACUCACGGUGCUCUAUCCUCCGGAACCCUCCAAGGUUCACAUCUAUCCCUCACCGGCUGAAGAGGGACAGUCAGUAGAGCUGAUCUGCGACUCACUGGCCAGUCCAAGAGCAACAAACUACACCUGGUAUCACAAUGGGGAAAUGGUACCCGGAGCCAGCCAUGAGAAGCUCCAGAUCUCUAAUGUCUCCUUGUGGCAUGCUGGGAAAUACUCUUGCUUGGCAGAGAACCGUCUGGGUUGUGGAAAGAUAGAACAGGAAGCUGAGCUGGAUGUCCACUAUGUUCCCAAGGCGGUAACCACAGUGAUUCAAAGCGUCACACCAAUUCGGGAAGGAGACAGCGUGACCCUAGACUGUAGAUACAACUCCAGCAAUCCAGAGGUCACCAAGUAUGAAUGGAGUCCUCAAGGUUCUGGGAGCGAGGUCACACCUGGAGUGCUAAGGAUUCAGAAAGCGACAUGGGAUUCCCCGCCCAUCAAAUGUGCUGCCUGUAACUACAAGUGCUCGUGGUCCUUCCCUGUCAGCCUGAAUGUCCACUAUGCCCCCAGAGCCGUGAAGAUACUGAAGGUGAGCCCCGCAUCGGAGAUCCACGCUGGGCAGCAUGUCCUCCUCCAAUGUGACUUCUCAGGGAGCUUCCCCACAGAGGUCCGCUUCUUCUGGAAGAAGAAUGGGAAUCUCGUGCAGGAAGGGAGAUACCUGAACUUCAGCUCCAUCUCUCCAGAAGAUUCUGGAAAUUAUAACUGCAUGGUCAGAAACUCCAUCGGAGAGACCUCGUCACAGGCCUGGAGCCUGCAAGUGCUGUAUGCUCCUCGGAGGCUGCGUGUGUCCAUCAGCCCUGGGGACAGCGUGAUGGAGGGGAAGAAGGCCACCUUGUCCUGUGAGAGUGAUGCCCACCCGCCCGUCUUCAAGUAUAUCUGGUUUGACGCCAAUGACCAAGACCUCCACUUCUCGGGCCAGAAACUGAGGCUGGAACCCCUGAGAGUUCAACACACGGGUUCCUACCGCUGCCAAGGGAUCAACGAGCUAGGCACGGGAAAGUCACCACCCAGCACCCUCACGGUUUACUACAGCCCAGAGACCAUCGGCAAGCGGGUCGCCUUGGGACUAGGGUUCUGCCUGGCUAUCUGCAUCCUGGCCAUCUGGGGGAUGAAAAUCCAGAAAAAAUGGAAGCACAACCGGAGCCAGCAGGGGCCUCAGGACAAUUCCAGUGGCCAGAGCUUUUUUGUGAGGAACAAAAAGGCUAGAAGGACCCGUCUCACAGAAGGCCCCCAGUCCCAGGGAUGCUACAAUCUGGCGAUGGAUGACACCGUUAGUUAUGCUGUCUUGCGCUUUCCAGAGAGUGACACGCACGGCGCUGGAGGUGCAAGGAGCCCAGCAACACAGGGUCCUCCUCCAAACGACGAUGACACAGUCACUUACUCGGUGCUACAGAAGCGGAAUAUGGGUGACUAUGAGAAUGUGAGUCCAAACUGCCCCGAGGAUGAGAGCAUCCAUUACUCAGAGCUGGUUCAGUUUGGGGCUGGGAAGCGGCCCCAGGCAAAGGAAGACGUAGACUAUGUGACCCUCAAGCACUGAGGUGGGUAGUAGCUGCAGUGGCAGGUUCUGGAGCCUAAAGAAGACUACAACGUCUUCAGCUGCUGCGGCUCAGCUGCUAAGAGACAGGCAGCUCCCCACAUGGUCAUCUAAAAACCUGCGCAUGCCCACACGGUCAUCUAAAAACCUGCGCAUGCCCACACGGUCAUCUAAAAACCUGCGCCCGGCCAGACCUAGCGGCUGGCCCAACACUGUGUAGCACCUGUUUCUCCAACCCCAGGCACCACCGCCAUCUUCUUCAUUCCAAGCCUCCUCAUCUGGACGACGUGUUCCUGCUGUGAUCCGCUGGGACCCUCAUUAACAUUUCUUCUUCUCUGACCCCUUGAUACUCCACCCCACUCAUUAAUCUUACUACCCACUUCCUGGCCCUGGGGAGAAAUCCCCCAGGAAGUGCAGAAAUAUGGAAGCAAGAGGCACUGUCCCCAGCUGGUUUUUCUCCUACAAAGAUGUCUCUGAGUAAGUCGAACCUUCUGUGGAGAUCAUGCCUUCCCUCAGGGGUACUGGACGCUGAGCAGACAGAACGGCAUAGAAAUAUAUAUAUAUAUAUAUAUAUAUAUAUAUAUAUAUAUAUAUAUAUAUAUUUUUUUUUUCACUAAAUGCUUCGUAUUAAAAAUGGCACGGCUGCCACACGAACUCUUUUGUGUUGGUGAUUGGUGUGAUUAUACCGGAAACCUGGAGGUGGGAAUGGCUUCUUGAAGCCUAUAGGGAGUGGAAGAGACUCUGGGUAAUCUCAUGAUCUAAUCAGCUCAUAGGGGCACCAUUGUCUUGCGGUGUUGGUAUUCAACUUAGGGCUUCACGAAUGCCAGGCGUGACGGUUUGACCAUGCUUGGCCUAGAGAGUGGCACUACUAGGAGGUGUGGCCCUGUUGGAGUAGGGUUGCCAUUGUGGGCGUGGGCUUUAGCCAGUCUUUUCCUAGCAGCCUUCAGAUGAAGAGGUAGAACUCUCAGUUCCUCCUGCAUCAUGCCUGCCUGGAUGCUGCCAUGCUCCUGCCUUGAUAAUGGACUGAACCUCUGAAACUGUAGGCCAGCCCCAAUUAAAUGUUGUCCUUAUAAGAGUUGUCUUGGUCAUGGCGUCUGUUCACAGCAGUAAAACCCUAAGUAAGACACGGAGUAAGUACUCUGGAGCCACAUCUUCCUCACUUGAGGUAGGCAGAUGCUCUGCCCCUCACUGGGGGAUUCUACUUCUACUACUGAGCCAUACUGAAGGCCUCCUAUUUAUUGUUGAAAGGAAAAUUAUACAGAUUUAAGGUUUAAAAAUAUGAAGUUAAAAGAGUAUGUUUCAAAAUUCACAACCUCAGGACUAAACACUGUGAAAAGCAAGUCCAGGCAGCCCCGCCCUGCCGCUAGAACUAACAGACCAGAAAAGAAAAGGAAUGCAGAACAGACCAGGAGUACCAGAUCUGACUCACAGGCCACCUGGCAGGAAGAGAUAAGCCUCCAGCCCCCGACAUCCAGGACGCCCCAAACCUGCCAAUGUGUGUAGCUAUACCUUAUUACCUCAUCAUGUGAAAUAGCCAAUCAUAUGUGAACAUGUCUAUGUGCCUCGUUUGAAUCCACCAAUCCCCGUAACUAUGCAUCUGCUUCUGUACGCCCGCUUCUGCUUCCCCAAUCCCUAUAAAAGCCCCAUGCUGGAGCUGCUGGGCACGCAAGUCCUCCGAAGAGACUGUGUGCCCGCAGGUACCUGUGUUUUCCAAUAAACCCUCUUGCUGAUUGCA